AUGUCAGCAGUCGAUCCCAACCGGCCAGACAUCAAGGCCUUCAUGACCAAAGCCGCCCAGGCCCUCGGCCGCACCCUACCCGCGCCCAAAGACGUCUUCAACUUCGGCGGCAGCAACCCCCAAGCCACCGACGAACUCCUCGCCCUUGCCUUAGCAGGCGAGAAAACCGCAACAACCUCGUGGCCCAUCCCGGACCCUCUGCACUGGGGCGUGGGCGACCUGUCUGUGAUCCUGGAUGGCAGCGGUGGACCCGCGGCCGUCAUGAAGACGCUGUCGUUUGUGCAGUGCAGGUUCAAGGACGUGGCGGAGGACUUUGCGCUGGCGGAGGGGGAGGGCGAUUAUGAGGCGUACCGGGAAGGCCACAUUCGUUUCUAUGGGCAGCAGGAGGGCGGGCAUGACUUUGGAGACGAGAGCAUGGUUCUGUGUGAGAGGUUUGAAGUCAUUUAUCCACAAAGAAAAACACAGGAGAGAGCACUUUGUAAGCUACUUGGGUAA
Cryphonectria parasitica EP155 is the source of this 495-nucleotide messenger RNA. RefSeq names its product PUA-like protein. Bases 1 to 495 code for a protein of 164 amino acids. Lineage: Eukaryota; Fungi; Ascomycota; Sordariomycetes; Diaporthales; Cryphonectriaceae. The record is from RefSeq and is a predicted model, not a curated record. The transcript has a single exon.